Ornithorhynchus anatinus (platypus) is the source of this 1229-nucleotide messenger RNA. RefSeq names its product eukaryotic translation initiation factor 3 subunit F (gene EIF3F). Gene Ontology annotation, biological process: translational initiation. Gene Ontology annotation, molecular function: translation initiation factor activity; translation initiation factor binding; metallopeptidase activity. Lineage: Eukaryota; Metazoa; Chordata; Mammalia; Monotremata; Ornithorhynchidae. The record is from RefSeq and is a predicted model, not a curated record. The transcript has 8 exons. Bases 1 to 1014 code for a protein of 337 amino acids. Gene Ontology annotation, cellular component: eukaryotic translation initiation factor 3 complex, eIF3m.
AUGGCGGCGGCGGCGGCGGCGGGUCCGGCGGCUCCGGCUGCCCCCGCGGCUCCGGCCGCCCCCCCGGCUCCGGCGGCUCCGGCUCCUGAGGCGGCGGCGGUGGCGGUUCCGGGGGCGGCGGCGGCGGGGUCGGCGGGGUCGGCGGGCCCGGGCCCGGCCCCUGGGGUGCCGUCGGGCCCGGCGCUGGGCGGCCCGUUCCCCGGCGGGCGCGUGGUGCGGCUGCACCCGGUCAUCCUCGCCUCCAUCGUGGACAGCUACGAGCGCCGCAACGAGGGGGCCGCACGCGUCAUCGGGACCCUGCUCGGGACGAUCGACAAGCACUCGGUGGAAGUUACCAACUGCUUUUCGGUGCCGCACAACGAGUCCGAGGACGAGGUGGCCGUGGACAUGGAGUUCGCCAAGAACAUGUACGAACUGCACAAGAAAGUCUCUCCGAGCGAGCUCAUCCUGGGCUGGUACGCCACGGGCCACGACAUCACGGAGCACUCGGUGCUCAUCCACGAGUAUUACAGCCGGGAGGCUCCCAACCCCAUCCACCUCACCGUGGACACCAGCCUCCAGAACAGCCGCAUGAGCAUCAAAGCCUACAUCAGUGCUUCGAUGGGCGUCCCCGGGAAGACGAUGGGGGUGAUGUUCACGCCCCUGACGGUGAAGUACGUCUACUACGACACCGAGCGGAUAGGCAUCGACCUGAUCAUGAAGACGUGUUUCAGUCCCAACCGGGUGAUCGGGCUGUCGAGCGACCUGCAGCAGGUGGGGACGGCCUCGGCCAGGAUCCAGGACGCCCUGAGCACCGUGCUGCAGUACGCCGAGGACGUGCUGUCCGGGAAGGUCUCCGCCGACAACACCGUGGGCCGUUUCUUGAUGGACCUGGUUAACCAGGUGCCCAAGAUCACUCCCGAGGACUUCGAGACCAUGCUGAACAGCAACAUCAACGACCUCCUGAUGGUGACCUACCUGGCGAACCUGACCCAGUCCCAGAUCGCUCUCAACGAGAAGCUCCUGAGCCUGUGACGGACGCCCCCGCCCCGGUGACCGGCGGCCCGCCCCGUCCGUCUCAUCCUCGGUCCGGUCCCCCUGGCCCGGCCCCGGGGGGGCUUGGAGCGAGGUCAUCCGUUGGUCGUCCCCCCCCGCCCCCGACCACGACAGUGGCCUCUCUGGGGCGCAGUCAGCUCCCUUACCCUGAAGGAGCGGCGGCCCCCCAAUAAAGCUCUAUUUCUAUUUGGUAA